This is a messenger RNA of Physcomitrium patens, 1733 nucleotides long. Its product is annotated as serine--glyoxylate aminotransferase. Gene Ontology annotation, molecular function: L-alanine:glyoxylate transaminase activity; L-serine:pyruvate transaminase activity. Gene Ontology annotation, cellular component: peroxisome. The record is from RefSeq and is a predicted model, not a curated record. NCBI's taxonomy places the organism in Eukaryota, Viridiplantae, Streptophyta, Bryopsida, Funariales, Funariaceae.
AAAAUUUAGGACUCCCCGCCACCCCACAUUCUCAACCUCGCUUUGGGCUUCUUACUUGACAUCCGCCUGGCCCUGAUCAAGCGCAGUCUUCCCAUCUACCUCACAAUUCCUCUCCCCAUCUUCGUCUUGAUCAGACGUGCAGUUGACAGAUUCCGCACCAGGUGGUGGUGGUGGUGAGUGUUUCAGCAGCCAUGGAGUACUACCCUGCACCCGGAAGAAACCACUUGUUUGUGCCUGGUCCGACCAAUGUUCCAGAGCCCAUCUUGCGGGCUAUGAACCGCAGCAACGAGGAUCACCGUUCCCCUGCCUUCCCCAAACUCUCGAAAUCUGUGAUUGACGACGUGAAGCAGAUCUUCCGUACCACGACUGCUACCUCCUUCAUCUUCCCCACUACAGGCACUGGAGCAUGGGAGAGUGCCUUGACGAAUACAUUGUCACCUGGGGACAAGAUUAUCUCCUUCCGUCUGGGACAAUUUAGUCUCCUCUGGAUUGACCAGAUGCAGCGAUACAACUUCGAUGUGGAUGUAGUUGAUUGUGAAUGGGGUACGGGUGUCGAUUUGGACAACUUGAAGCAGAAGCUGCAGUCCGAUUGGUCUCACUCCGUGAAGGCUGUCUGUGUGGUGCACAACGAAACCUCCACUGGUGUCACGAAUGAUAUUGGUGCUAUUCGCAGAGUUAUGGAUGAGGCAAGACACCCCGCAUUGUUGUUGGUGGAUGGCGUCUCCUCCAUUGGUGCCAUUGAUUUCCGCAUGGACGAUUGGAAAGUGGAUGUCGCUCUUACUGGAUCUCAGAAAGCUCUGUCACUUCCCACCGGCCUUGGAAUUGUUUGUGCUAGUCCCAAGGCUCUUGCAGCUGCAAAGCAAUCCAAGUCAACCCGCGUGUUCUUCGAUUGGGGUGAUUACCUUAAGUUUUACGAAGCGGGAACCUAUUGGCCUUACACUCCAUCAAGCCAGAUGCUAUACGGACUCAGGGCUUCCCUGGACAUGAUUCUCAACGAAGAAGGGCUUGAUAAUGUAAUAGCUAGGCACUGUCGCCUUGGUGAAGCAACCAGACAAGCUGUUAAAGCCUGGGGCCUCACUCUGUGUACACAGGACCCCAAGUGGAAGAGUGACACUGUUACCGCAGUGGUUGUGCCUUCAUGGAUCAACAGUAAUGACAUUGUAAAGAUAGCUUACAAGAAGUACAACUUGAGUCUUGGAAUUGGUCUCAACAAAGUUGCAGGGAAAGUUUUCCGCAUUGGACAUCUCGGAAACGUUAACGAGUUGCAAAUGCUAGGAGCUCUGGCAGGAGUUGAGUUAUGUUUGAUGGAGGUUGGAUACCCAGUUACUCUAGGAAGUGGCGUGGCUGCAGCGCAGGCUCACCUUGCAAAGAAGACUCCGUUGAUUUCGUCUCGCAUAUGAGCAGCUUCUCUCUGACAUUGGGGACUGCAGAAGCAUCCAGACACAUCAGAUGUGCAUUUGCUGUCGUAUUUUAGAAAAUCCAGAAGAGUAUGCAAGGUCGAGUUAUUUGAAGCGUAAAGUGCUCAAUCGCCUUUACGAAUAGUUCGUACCGAUAAUCUUCACUUCUCACUAAACGUACUGGUAUCUCAUUUGUAUAAACGAACAGUUCUACUCCUUUGGGGCGUAGCCUGUUGGAUUAACUUCCAAAGUUUGUUACACGUUUCAGUUGCUGCGUUAACUGAAUUCUCAGUAAUUUGAGAAUAGCCUGAUUUAUAUGGCCACUUAUUUCGUUCA